Molecule: messenger RNA, 729 nt
Organism: Plasmopara halstedii
Lineage: Eukaryota; Oomycota; Peronosporomycetes; Peronosporales; Peronosporaceae
Product: 2-oxoglutarate and fe-dependent oxygenase superfamily protein isoform 1
Exons: 1
Coding region: 1-729 (242 amino acids)
Biological process (GO): peptidyl-proline hydroxylation to 4-hydroxy-L-proline
Cellular component (GO): endoplasmic reticulum
Molecular function (GO): procollagen-proline 4-dioxygenase activity; iron ion binding; L-ascorbic acid binding
Source: RefSeq, a predicted model, not a curated record
AUGGGAAAGAAGCAGUGCAGUAUAGGCACGAACUCAAAGAGAAGGAAAAAGUCGGAAAGUAGCGGCAAUUUUGCGGUGUGUAAAACAGAUGAGGUUCCGCCGGCACUUCGUCUCGAUCCACUGCACACCAUACUGCAUGUUAAGCAUCUGCACGACGAGCUGAUCUAUUCCUUGCCGUUUUUUUUAUCGCGAGUGGAAUGUCAGCGUGUGCGCUCAUUUGCAGAUCAAACGGGUUUUGAGCGCGUAACUCAGCGGGCCAGUCGGAACUACGCAUUUCGAGAUAAUGACCGACUUCUGCUACGUCUUCCGGCGUUUGCGGAGCUGCUUUGGACGCGUCUACAACCACACGUUGUAAGAAGUUACGAGGGCAUGCAUGCUGUCGGACUGAAUCCGGCGAUAAGGUUUUACCGCUAUAAUGCAGGACAGAGAUUUGGCUGUCAUGUAGAUCAGAGCGAUGUUGAUCGAAUUACAGGCUACCACAGUCGCUUUACGGUACUUGUGUACUUGAACGACUCAACAGACUCGGAGCUGCAGGGUGGCCAUACCAUCUUCUACGCCAAUGAAGCUGGUGAAAAGGAGGAGGUAGUGCUUAGUGUGACUCCUAUGACAGGCUUAGCACUCGUGCACGGUCAUGGCGAUCGGUGCUUGUUGCACGAAGGUGCUCGAGUUACACGAGGGGCCAAGUAUGUACUACGCACAGACGUCAUGUAUUCGCGAACCAAACCGUAG